GACGCAUGCGCGGCGGCGCCGCUGUCAGUUCCGGCUGUUUGUUCGGGAAGUGGAUCCGGGCCCGCCGCCGUCCCCUCCCCCCUUCUCCCUCCCUCCCGCCGCGCUCCCGCCGCUCCCGGCCAUGGCCCGGGAUUACGACCACCUCUUCAAGCUGCUCAUCAUCGGCGACAGCGGUGUGGGCAAGAGCAGCUUGCUAUUGCGUUUUGCAGAUAACACGUUCUCAGGCAGCUACAUUACCACAAUUGGAGUGGAUUUUAAAAUCCGGACAGUUGAGAUCAAUGGAGAGAAAGUGAAGCUACAGAUCUGGGACACGGCUGGACAGGAGCGCUUCCGAACUAUUACGUCAACGUAUUACAGAGGAACACAUGGAGUCAUUGUUGUCUAUGAUGUAACCAGUGCAGAAUCUUUUGUGAAUGUAAAACGGUGGUUGCAUGAAAUUAAUCAGAAUUGUGAUGAUGUCUGCCGGAUACUAGUGGGGAAUAAGAAUGAUGACCCAGAGCGAAAAGUAGUAGAAACAGAAGAUGCCUAUAAAUUUGCUGGGCAGAUGGAGAUCCAAUUGUUUGAGACCAGCGCCAAAGAAAAUAUUAAUGUGGAAGAGAUGUUUAAUUGCAUUACAGAGCUAGUUCUGCGAGCGAAGAAAGAAAACUUAGCAAAGCAGCAACAGCAGCAACAGAAUGAUGUGGUGAAGCUAACGAAGAACAGUAAAAGGAAGAAGCGGUGCUGCUAAUGCCCUUUCCCUGCUGCAGAGACUCUGCUCUGACAGAUCAGCCCUUCCAGCUAGACUCGGGCAAUUCCACUGGGGCAGGCUUUGGGAGGACUUUCUCAGUUUUGUGCCGUUAUUUAAAGAUUAUUUUUUUUCCUCCAUGUUUUCUAUCAAGAGGCGCUGGCACCUUACCACUUCAGUGCCAAGAAGGUAUCGGAUGGAAUCUUGCCCCUCUCUCCUCCCCUGCUCAUUCCAGUGCGCCUUGUAGACAAGAAAGGACGUUGCCUACCAAGUGGACUAAUUAACCCAAGAGUUUGUAUAUAAUGUAUAUUGCUUUAACCAGCCUCGCCUCCCUGUUGUUGCUUUGGCUUAUGCCUUCUUAAUGUCAACCAAUCAUGGACUGCAGAGUUCACCUUUUUAAUGAAAUAGUACAAAGUUCUUAAUUCAAGUUGGCCUCAGGCUGGCAGCAACUGCUUCCUGGGGCCUCUGGCUUCACUUCUGUUGGGCUCCAGGCUGGCAACUGGUGCCCCUGGAGCCUAUGGCUUCACUUAGAGUUCCAGGCUUUUACUUGGGGCUCAUGCUUUCUUUUUCUAGGUACCGGGAUUGCAGGUGUUGUUGCUGAAGCCUGGGGUUUCACUUCUCAAGCCCCUGGGCUGGCAGCUGGUGCUGCUUCUGGGGCCUUGAAUUUCAGUUUGCCAUGAUCCAGGUUUGUGGCUGUGUCCUUGGGUUUCAUCUUCUUGUGCUGCAGCCCGGCUGUACCCAUGCUCUCCUUCCGUUAGUAUCAAGAUACUGAAAAACAAACCAGCCCGCAGAAGUGGGAUUUAUUUGGAUAAAACAUUUUUUUUAAGGGCGAAAUUAAUCUCCUUUGACCUCUGCUUCUGGUUCUGCCAUGGUCCUAAGUAAGGGUCCAUUUCUUUUGAGAACAAAAAUUGUGUGAUUCUGCCAAAAAAAAAAAACCCAAAACCAACAAUAUCCCUUUCUCCUCAUUGUCCUGUCAACAAAUAGAAGAGCUGAACAUGAAUGUGAAUUUUGGUGGCAAAGCUGUGUUUUUCAGUGAGAAAAGGUAUGGAAAUAAAUCUAGCCGUUCUGGAUUGAUGUCUGAAAAUGAAAGCUGCUGCAGGAUCGUUCCCAGGACUCUUCUGUUAGAAAGGAGGACUGCUCUUUAAUGUAAGGAAAUGGAAAACUUGCUUGGAGGAUCACCCUUGGAGACAAACUGGUCUUGCUGUGCCCAGCAAUGUUUUCCUUGCCCAUGUUGGCUUUUCUGGGAAAACAAGGGCUCAGUCUGUUGCCCUGGAUAGAUAUAGUUAAAGGUGGAGAGAUUGUUUGUGUAACUGAAGUAUUAGAUUUCUGGGCUGAAUGUACGUGCUCAGCACCUGAAUAAUUGCCUAAAUAGUAAUAAUUAAGAAUUUUCUUUAAGAUGACGAAAAGGCGUGGAAGAUAUGAUUUCCUUUAAGACCUUGAAGGUGGACUUACUCAAUUUGUCAGUGAGCCCAAUGGAGUUGGUGGCCUUGGUUGGGUAGGAUGUGAUUCACCAAUGUCCAUGAGCUCUGAAUCAGCCCUCCUCUCUCCCUUCCUCCCCCUUUCCCCAGGAGAGGCUAAAAUUUAGUCACUUAUUUUGCCUGUAUUUUUUUUUUUUUUUUAAGAUUUUAUGGGUUGUGGUAAGAGCCCUAAUCAUACAAUCACAUCACGAUCAAUCACUUUGGAGACUUUUUUU
Numida meleagris (helmeted guineafowl) is the source of this 2417-nucleotide messenger RNA. RefSeq names its product RAB35, member RAS oncogene family (gene RAB35). Gene Ontology annotation, cellular component: endosome membrane; plasma membrane. The record is from RefSeq and is a predicted model, not a curated record. Gene Ontology annotation, biological process: Rab protein signal transduction; endocytic recycling. NCBI's taxonomy places the organism in Eukaryota, Metazoa, Chordata, Aves, Galliformes, Numididae. The transcript has 6 exons. The coding region runs from base 122 to 727 and encodes 201 amino acids. Gene Ontology annotation, molecular function: GTP binding; GTPase activity.